Oryza brachyantha (malo sina) is the source of this 1753-nucleotide messenger RNA. Its product is annotated as myosin-15-like. Gene Ontology annotation, biological process: actin filament organization; vesicle transport along actin filament. Lineage: Eukaryota; Viridiplantae; Streptophyta; Magnoliopsida; Poales; Poaceae. Bases 684 to 1700 code for a protein of 338 amino acids. Gene Ontology annotation, cellular component: cytoplasm; vesicle; actin cytoskeleton. Gene Ontology annotation, molecular function: ATP binding; microfilament motor activity; actin filament binding. The transcript has 9 exons. The record is from RefSeq and is a predicted model, not a curated record.
CAAUGUGGAUGGAUGAGUUAUGAAUCAAAUGGUGGGGAUGGGUGCACCCGAUCAGUAGGUAUGUCUGAACUAUUUUCUUCAAAUUACCUGCAGUCUUGCAUUGCGCAUAAAAGGGGGAAUAAUCUCAUGCGCCUAUGAACUGCAUGGACUCCAAAUUAUCAAUGGUCGGCAAGUCACCACGCGUGCGUCAGAGCGCGACUCUUCCCGCCAUUUUCGUUGCUCCACCCUCCCCUCCCUCCGUCCUACGCUCCUUCCCCCAGAUGCCAUUCAUGACACCACCACCACGGCUCCUGCUUGCUGUCGCUGCCGCCUUCCGCGAUGCGCUUUCGUCCUGGCACUGCGGUGUGGGUGGAGCACCCGGACCUUGCAUGGGCUGAGGCUGUCGUCACGUCCCCCGCGUCCUCCUCUUUCUCCCCAUCCUCCAUCACCGUCACCCUCUCCGACGGUGCUAAGGUAGUUACAAGUUACAAUAUUGGCAUGAGCCGAGUGCUCCCCUCCCCUGCAUGCAUGUUUGAAAUGGUUGAUGUGAGCAAGAGUACUCGCUGGCCAUUUGCAAUCUAGGUGUUUGAUGAUUUGUGUGGUAGGGAUUGUCUGAUCUCUAGUAGUGGUGUGGUUAGGUUGUGAUCGAAGGGAGGAAGGCCCUGCCAAGGGACACCGAGGCCGACCUUGGGGGCGUCGAUGACAUGACCAAGUUGGUCUACCUCCAUGAGCCUGGUGUGCUCUGUAAUCUUGCACGGCGGUAUGGACUCAAUGAGAUCUAUACAUACACUGGACGCAUUUUAAUAGCAAUAAACCCCUUUGCAAAGCUACCUCAUCUUUAUGAUAUGCACAUGAUGGAGCAGUACAAAGGCAUACAGUUUGGUGAAUUGAGUCCACAUGUUUUUGCCAUUGCUGAUGCAUCAUACAGAGCUAUGGUUAGUGAGGAGUGUAGCCAGUCCAUAUUAGUCAGCGGGGAAAGUGGCGCUGGAAAAACAGAGACCACAAAACUUAUUAUGCGAUAUCUUACUUUUGUUGGGGGCCGUGCAACAGGAGAUAUAAGGUCCGUGGAGCAACAAGUUUUAGAGUCAAAUCCACUCUUGGAGGCUUUUGGUAAUGCGCGGACAGUAAGGAAUGAUAACUCCAGUCGCUUUGGGAAAUUUGUUGAGAUUCAAUUUGACAAAUCAGGUAGAAUAUCUGGUGCUGCAAUUCGAACUUAUCUUCUCGAAAGGUCUCGUGUUGUACAAGUAUCUGAGUCUGAACGGAAUUACCACUGUUUUUAUCAACUUUGUGCAUCUGGGCAGGAUGCAGAUAAAUACAAACUUUCUCACCCCAAGAACUUUAACUAUCUGAAUCAAAGCCACAUGUAUGAGUUAGAAGGUGUCAGUGAUGCAGAGCAAUAUUUGAAAACACGGAGAGCAAUGGAUAUUGUUGGUAUAAGUUUUUCUCACCAGGAAGCCAUAUUUCGAACUGUGGCGGCUAUCCUUCACCUAGGAAAUAUUGAAUUUUCUCCAGGGAAAGAGUUUGAUUCAUCUGUUGUCAAGGAUGAAAAAUCUAAAUUCCAUCUGCAAAUGGCCGCUGAUUUUCUCAUGGUUGAUGAAAGCCUUUUGCUUUCAACUCUAUGCUUUCGCACAAUCAAAACUCCUGAAGGAAACAUAGUCAAGGCAGUUGACAAUUCUGCAGCUGCAAUUAGUCGUGAUGCUUUGGCAAAGACUGCUUGUUGAUAACAUUAACAAGUCCAUUGGGCAAGACAUGGCGUCAAGGGCACAAAUUGGGG